Entrophospora candida is the source of this 1158-nucleotide messenger RNA. NCBI's taxonomy places the organism in Eukaryota, Fungi, Glomeromycota, Glomeromycetes, Entrophosporales, Entrophosporaceae. The record is from the annotation of a GenBank genome assembly.
AUGGAUGAUGCUCCCAAAGAAUUAGAUCCUAUAAAAAGAACAUAUGAUACAAAUCGAACCUCACCACUUAAUGAUAUGAAUUAUGAUUUUCGCUUUUCAAAGAUUCAUUCUAAAACAUCAAAGUUAUUAAUCAAAGGAUUGUAUCCGUAUUAUUUUCAUGGAGAUGUAACGCCGGAAAAAGGUGAUAUUACAAUGAUAACGUCUAUCAAUAAACAUGGACUAGAAGAUUUAAUUAGACUUGUUGACAUUUGGCAAGGUCCAAUUUCUGCUGUUUUACAUUUACCAACAUUAACGUAUAAUGACCAAGAUCCAGAAAUUGCUGCCGCAUUAAAAAACAUUCGAGACAUUUGUAAUAAAAAUAAAAACAUAAAGAAAUUCGUUGAUAUUCAUCUAAUGACAGGGCCGGUAACUGUCAAAAAGCAAUCAUUACAAUCUAAACCAAACAAUUUUCAUUUAAAUUAUGCAAGGUUUUUCUCAAGAUCAGAUUAUGUAUUUUUUCUUGAAAAAGAUGUUUGGCCAAUGAAAAAUACACGCGAGAUAAUCAAAUCAUAUAACAAACUAUUAUCUAAUAACGAGGUUUUAAUCAUACCAACAUUCAAGUUCACCGAGAAUUCAACAGAUCACCACUUCCCAACCACAAAAAAAGAUUUGGUCAAACACGUUAGCAAACAUUUGAUGGGAUUGAAAGAUAAUGGUUGGUCAUUAAACGAGGGUCCAACUAACUACAAAAGUUGGGUCAAAGGUGAUUUGUACAACAUUACAAACCAUUAUGAUAUUUAUUACCAACCAAAUUUUGUUAUAAAUAAACAAACUACAAUUCCAUGGUGUAGUGAACGUUUUGAUAUUUUUGAGUUUGGUAAAGCGGCAUGUUUAUUACAAAUAUAUUUAAGCGGAUCAGGAUUAUAUGUUCUUCCUGACACAUAUUUGAUUUAUUAUCAAUAUAAUAAAGCUUCAUAUUUAUUACAACAAGACGAAAAAACAUUCGAGAAAAUGAUAAAAAACAGAAUGUAUUUUAAUUUUUAUCGUGAAACUUGCAUUAAUUAUGCACGCUCAAUAGAUUCUUUAGGUCAAUGGAAUUCACCUAAAGCGAACAAUAUUAGAAAACAUUGUAAAAGAAUCGUGAUGAAUUGGGGGAAAGGUUUAAUAGAGAAAAUUUAA